GUACCUUUACCCCCUGGACCCUGGGCUACCGACACCACCACCACCACCGGCAUCAUAACCACGAGCAUCAGCAGCCACCGCCGCAAACCUGUGUGCAGCGAUUACAACGUUGGCUCGAGCGUUGCCAUGCGUUCCGUCAGUACGUACCCCGACAUACCUGGCUCGAACGGUCUCGCCUCGUCCUGCUUUACCCCCUCUGAACGAAGCCAUAGCACACACGGCCACAUGGGCUGUCAACUGCUGUCCAUGUUCUUUGUCCUGGCGUGUGCCUGGGUUAGCUAUCCUUUUCUAUCCGUAUCUGCAAGGUACUCAAGAAAUGAAAAAGGAUAUUAGCACAGAAGAUCGAUCAUCCUUUCCAACGUCUCACACUACACUUCUAUGUCCGAAGUACCUACGUACGGAUGCUCUUCUGCUCAUUACUUGCUUCUUCUCUUUCGCAGAUUCAAUGUCCUCUUUUCCCCACUCUCUGCCGCCUCCACACCCCUCCAAGCUCUCUUCAAUACCAUCAAUAUCAGGUCAAUCUUACACUUCCUCCACUCUCUCCCGCUGCCUGUCUUCAUCCUGGUUUGGUCUCUACCCUUUCUAGUGUCUACCUUGACUUGGAGAGACCAUACUCCGUACCCCCCGGGUGUUGGUCUGUCUCCUCCCCCUCCAUCUACAUGCUCGCCUAGGUAUCCGUACCCUCCAUUCAUCCAUCCCAUCUCAUCCUUGUACGAAUUCAUCCCAUCCCAUCCCAUCCAUCCCAUCCAUCCCUAUCCAUCCCUAUCCACCAGUCAGUCUUCUUUUCCUCCUUCCUGGCUCCCGGUUACAUUGUACAUAAUCUGCCAUCUGCUACCGGCUCCGACAUUCGAGACAACGUUCACCCCUCCCUGUCCACUCCCACCUGAACCAUCCCUCCUUCGCAUCCCCAAUCAAAUUUGGUACUCUGCACGCUACAUACUGGCCGUCACGGCUAACUUGCCAAAGUCAUUAGGGAAGAGACACAGAGAGGGAGAGCCUGCAGGCGCAAUGAAGCCCUUUUGAUUUUCACCGUAAAUUAUUCUUGCAUCUUAUUUCUCCGUCCCCUCUCUAUUCCUGCUAGCUUUCUCUCACUUUUUUGGCCUUGGCCACGCCCGCCGCAGUCCCGUCCCGUGUCCGCAUCUUCCUUCACUCAGCCUUUACUUUCACUGGACUGUGGCCCCAACUGACUCUUGUCUCCCCCACUGUCUUAUUACGUUGUGGCUUCAUACGUGCCUGUUUUAAUCUCAUCCAGGAACCCUCAGACCCAGCGCUACUAUCGCCAUCGCUACCGCCAACCAAUAUUAUCAUCUCCUCCCUGGCCAGUGUACUGACUGCUUCAAGUUACUGGUCUUAUGGUUUUUGCUGCCCACGGCUGAUAAUGCUGCCGGUUGAUGUUUUUUUCUCUUUUCCUUUCUCUCUCUCUCUCUUACUCACACACACAC
Molecule: messenger RNA, 1442 nt
Organism: Colletotrichum phormii
Lineage: Eukaryota; Fungi; Ascomycota; Sordariomycetes; Glomerellales; Glomerellaceae
Exons: 1
Coding region: 379-1023 (214 amino acids)
Source: RefSeq, a predicted model, not a curated record